AUGGAUGUAGAUAGACUGAUGAAGGAUUUAACAAUAGACCAACUGGAGAAUAUCCAUUCCAGUCUACAGCUCGAAAUGGAGAGUAAGAAGGAAGGUCUGAGAGAUAUGGUGGGUAGACGUUAUAGAGAUGUACUUGAAGCUUCUACAGAGGUACGUCAUGUCAGGCAACUUGCUGAGACAUUAGCGGAAGCAUUAGGUCAAGCAAGAAACACCCAAAGCUUCACUGACACCAAAACUGUUCCCAGAAAUAUGCAACACAAUGUUCAAAUGUUCAUCGCCCUGCAUCGACUACUCCCUCUCAUAGGUGACGAAGAUGGAGACGCUUUGUGUGAUGCUUUUGCUCUUUUAUUAUCAGAAAAUAUCCACAAACAAUUGGCUUCUGCUCACCUCCCUAGUGUGAUUAGCAGUGUUGUUUCGACAAUAACAGGAAGAUUAGUUCGAACACGACGAACGUUAAUCAGCAGUCUCGAGCAAGAGUUAGGAGAGUUGUCUAAUCCAGACUGGGUAACAAAUCAAUUGAUUGCAUUAGCAUUGAUCAAAGAUGUUGAUCUUGAAGGUCUUCUUAACUCAUACUUAACAGCGAGAAAGAACUUUAUUGGGAAACAGCUUGAAGAGUCUAGCUCACUGUUAUCAAUUCUCAAUCAUUUGAAAUCGACUUUGGCAGUAAUUGACCAACUGUUCACUCAUGGAGAGUUGUCUCGGCAUAUACAAGCUUUAAGUAGCUCAGGCUAUCGCCCAGCUCUUUUCGAUUCUUUGAUAUGUGACCAAGCUUCAUCUUUCUCUUCGGUCAUGGUUGGAGAAAUUGAAAAACUUAACAGAUCACAGAGGGAAAGAAAGUCCUCUCAGCUUUUAACGCAAAAAAUUAAUGAUAAAUGCAUAUCAUGGGUUGAUAGUGUUUGUGCUCUUUCUCAUGAAACCGUAUCAGUCAUCUGUGGAUUUUAUGAAAAAUCGGAAGAUAUCAUCGAGUUUCUUCAAGCCAUAAGCACUGUCUUUCGUGAAAAUUGGCCUCGAGUUAUUACGAAUUCAACUCUAUACCAGAACUUCUUCCAGACAGCCCUCCUGAAUAAAUUCCAGGCAUUAAUGGAACGAGAUUUGUCUAACUUGGAGCAAGAAUUUCUGAACAAGCUGAGCCUCAUUUCAUUGGCACCUCAUCCACUCUUCGAGAAACGAGCUGGUAAAUUCGACUCAUUGUUAGGUGUUGGAAUAUCUAGAGGACUUUACGAUGCUGUGACCGUUCUUUUCGAAGGGGUUCAAGUAAUUCGUAAACACUGUUCUCAAUAUGAGAAAGUGGGUUUGGAAGCGGAAUUGGUUAGUUUGAAAGAAAGUUUUGCUGAAGGAUUAGUCAGUAUAAUAGAAAGAAUCUCACAUCAUAAUGUGAACUCUUCGGACGAGCAAGCCUGUCUGGCACGAGCCAGACUUUCAUUGAGUUUUUUGCAUAGUGAGGCUUCUCUCUUAUGUCAAUGUCUGAACAAAGACGGAGAUAGGAUACAGAAAGUCAAUAGCAUCUUGCAUACAGCGAUCGAGGAAUCUUUGAGGUAUAUUCGAACAGAAAAACACUUUUAA
This is a messenger RNA of Auanema sp. JU1783, 1563 nucleotides long. NCBI's taxonomy places the organism in Eukaryota, Metazoa, Nematoda, Chromadorea, Rhabditida, Rhabditidae. The record is from the annotation of a GenBank genome assembly.